Messenger RNA from Cylas formicarius (sweet potato weevil), 3947 nucleotides. RefSeq names its product putative glucosylceramidase 4. The transcript is spliced from 8 exons. Gene Ontology annotation, molecular function: glucosylceramidase activity. Gene Ontology annotation, biological process: glucosylceramide catabolic process. The record is from RefSeq and is a predicted model, not a curated record. Lineage: Eukaryota; Metazoa; Arthropoda; Insecta; Coleoptera; Brentidae. The coding region runs from base 186 to 1685 and encodes 499 amino acids.
AGUCAGUAAUCUAGUCUUUUUACUCAGUUUCGCAACCAUGCUUAUCUAAUAUGCACUAAAAUAACGAAUAUUAUAUUAGAAAAUAUAAAUAACUCUUUCGCGAUAAAAGCCCUCGAAUUUUAGAAAAACAAGUCCUCGAUUUUCGAGUAUAUAAACGCACACUUAUCUAACAACACGUCUUCAAAAUGAUCGCCUUCGGUGUUCUAUCGUAUGUGCUUUUCCUACUGUAUCCAAUCGUCGCUCAAAAACCAUGCAUUCAACGCGAACUCACAGACGGUACGGUGUGCGUAUGUAAUUCGACGUACUGUGAUUCGAUACCGGAACUGCUAGAUCAACAAUCUGGUCAGUACCAGCUGUACUUUACCAGUAAGGAACAUCUUGGCUUUCAGUCGAAUAACGAAAGUUUUUCAAAAUCGGGGUUUACUAGCUCUUAUGCAAUAACAAUUCCCAGUGUUACCGCCGUCGGUAGAAAAAUCGAAGGCUUCGGUUGUUCAUUUACCGAUGCCGUGGGAGAAAAUAUAGUUUCACUACCGAAAGCCAUUCAAGAUAAUUUGCUCAACAGCUAUUUUAGCGCCGAUGGGAUUAAUUACUCCUUUGGAAGGGUACCGAUAGGUGGAACAGAUUUUUCCACACGUAGAUAUUCAAACUGCGAUACGCCUGACGAAACUUUAGACAGUUUUGCUUUGCAACCCGAAGAUUUGAAUUAUAAGAUAGCCGCUGUGAAGCUAGCUGAACAGGCUAAAGGAUCUUCUCUUAAACUCUACGCUUCUCCCUGGUCUCCGCCAACAUGGAUGAAGACGAGCAACGAAGUGCUCGGGAACGGGAGUCUCAAAGAGGAGUACUACGAUUUAUGGUCUCAAAUGUUUGUGAAAUUCUUCCAAGCCUACAGAGAACAAGGGGUUGAAUUUUGGGGUGUAUCUACUCAAAACGAACCUUUCACCAGAGUUCCGUACAUUCCAAACUGCGCCUGGGAUUUCGAUUCCAUGAAUAAAUUUGUAUCCGAAAAUCUUGGUCCUGCGAUUAGAAAUUCCGAUUUUAAAGAUUUGAAGAUAAUCCUCUUGGAAGAUAACAGAUCGUGGGGAUGGGAGUUUGUGCCGGCGACACUUUCAAAUCCCGAAGUGAUGAAAUAUGCAGAUGCGAUAGGUAUUCACUGGUACUCGGACAACCCCAGUACCGCUUACCUUUUAGACACAUUUAAUAGCGAUCUUAAAGAUUUGUUUGUAUUUGGAUCGGAGGCUAGUAUCUCGCUGGAUCCAAUAGGAAGCUGGGAAAAUGGCGUUUCGUACAUAAACGACAUAAUCGAGGACCUUAGCCACGAUCUUAUUGCAUGGGUGGAUUGGAACUGCGCAGUAGACACCAAUGGUGGGCCGGGCGGUAGUCUGGCAGCGCCGAUAAUAGUGGACGUUUCUGCCGGAGAAUUCUACAAACAGCCAAUGUUUUACGCGCUAGGACAUUUUUCUAAGUUCGUUAUCCCGGGUUCUUCGCGAUUAGAUAUCAACACGACUCAGGAAUUUGCCGACAAAGGACUCAGUGCGAUCGCUUUCUUGAGGCCAGAUAACAGGAUAGCAAUGAUUAUACACAACGAAUCCAACGAAAAAUUAUCAAUUCAAGUUAACAUAUUGGAGGAAUCGCAGGUUAUUGAUUUGGAGGCGUUGUCGUUUAACACACUGUUGUAUACUAUUUAAGAAUGGAAUUUUCUAGUAAUUGCAAUCAUUAUAAUAAUAAUAAGCUAAAACAAAACUCGUUUAUUAAUCACUCACUCCACCCGUGCCAAAUAAACUCGUGACUCAAAUGCCGUUUACCACACUUGUUACAUAAUACACUAUUUCGUGAAGCAAAUAUGAAUCCAGAACUUCUCAACGCUAUAGAAAACGAAUCGCGAAGCAAAAAAGAAUCAAAUCUUUGGAUGGAAAUGAAACGAGGUCUAAAAUUGGAAAAUUUGGUAAUAGAAGAAUUUAAAAGGAAAACAAAAAAUCUUAUUAUACAUUAUCAUAUAAGUGCGUGUUGUUGAUGAUGUUUAUAAUCAGAAAACACAACUAUCAUUUGCACGGAAAAUAAACAACUAAGUUUGCAGCGCAUCGGGUCAAUGCAUUCCCUACACGGCAUUGGCAUUAUUGGCUUAACAUUAGCCUAAGACAUCCGAGACUCGGUCGAUUCUGGCGUUGGCGCAUGACUGAAAAUUCUUUUAAACAGGAUUGACAGUAUUUGUUCAUUUCUUGUAUAUUAACUGUUUAAAAGCAAUUCUAUAAGAAAAUUAUAGCUUUGGAAUAUAUAGGUACGACUCUAUUAACUUACAAUGAUAUGGCGGAAGGCAAAGCACUGUUAUACCUUCUUUCGAUGCGACUUCCUCGACAAUAAAUUUCGUACGAAAAGGUUUAUAAAAAUUUACAAUUUGCAGUAAGUUCUUUUUCAGCACAUCUUUAUUAAAUUGCUGCUUAUUUAAAGUAAAGCAAUUAUUACUGUUUAUUUUUCGCAUAGAUAUUUUCUUGAGUGGUAGACUUUAACAGACCCAGGAAGAAUAAGAUCUACCACUUGCUGGACGAAGCUUUCAAAAAUAGUCAUGUUUUUAUAAUAUUCUCCAUUCCGUUUUGAUUGAAGUGCUAAUAAGCAACCGCCGACAAAUCCAUUGGAAGAUCAACUACCUGCCACUCUCGCGACCCUUGACAAUCAUAAUCGGUAGAGCAUUAAGAAACAGAGCAUAACAUAUCCAAUUAUACACUAAACCCUGUCGCAAGCCACUUUGGCAGUUUCCAGUGCUUUAUUUGUCUCGGAUUUGGAAUUGAUCGUAUGUUUUCGGUAGAUCCCAGCCACUAAUGAUAUCUCGACGUUGUUAGUUGUCAUAGUCACGUCACACCUUCGAAAAACAAUAGUAUGCAACAAGAUGAUAAACUUGUUGAGUAACUGUUUCGCUGCACUCCACUUAAGUCAAAACAAACUCGUGACUAACGUGUCUUUUAUCAAAGUUGUUCCACCUCAAACUAAUUUCUGUUUUUUGUAAAUACGACUUUAAUAUAUAGCACCUACUUAAAUACGUUAUUAGCUCGCGAACCAGGCAUUCUACUGCAACUAGCUAUUUGUGUGAUUAGUGCAAAAACUGUAUUCUUGUUGCGCUGAGCGCAAUAACAGUAUACGAUACGUGUUGAAUAUAUUUUUCCACAACUAUAAAUUUUUGACCCCUUUAUGCAAACAGCACGACUAUCUUCACAUCCGAUCGCUCCUAAAGUCGUGACCAAAAUACCGAAAACGUUCAAAGUAGCUGGCAACUGUGGUUAACGAAACUUAAAACGUACACGAUUAGAAAAAUAGACUUGGUACAGUAAGGUUAGAAACAGGAGUUUGGUAUGAGUUUCAAUUUUGAGCCAACCUAACUUAGAGGGCGUCGCCAUUAUUAUUGAUUCUAUAAUAUAAAAAUUACUUAAGCCCUCCAAUUUUUCAUGUCGAGACCUAUUUCCACAACACUCUUUAUUGACACUUGCUAGUAUGUACAUACUAAAUUGUGCCACGAAUGUAAAAAGUAACUCUAAUCUUUAUAUGCUGUCAAGAAACUUAGAUAUUCAGUAGAGUUUAAGACCGAAUCUUAACAUAAAAAUACUUAUACAUCGACCGUCUCUUAAAGCAAAUAGUCCAUUUGUUUUGAUUGUAAAAAUGUAUAAUAAAUCGAACUGGAGGAGAUAACUAGUCAAACAAAAUUCAAAUGCACUCUUAAAGACAAAUUGCUACGCCUCGCCUAUUACAAUAUUAAGGAUUUUCUUUCUUGUGAUACCUUUUAAUACAUAUUCAUUGUUUGUUAUUGUUUAUAUAUUUGUUAUUUAUGUAACAAUAUUACUUUUUAUUAUUAUUAUUAAUUAAUUAAUUCAUUAUACUAAAAUAAUUUUAUACUUUCACAUUCGUAUUAUACUGACAAUAUCCAACACUAGUAAAUUAAGUCUUAUGGAAAUAAAGUUAUC